AUGCUUUCUCACGCCGACCUCCUGGAUGCUCGGCUCGGGAUGAAGGAUGCUGCGGAGUUACUCGGACACCGAGAGGCUCUCAAGUGUCGGCUGGGCGGUGGGGUGCCAGACCAGGGGCAUCCGGGAGACAUGGCCCCUGGUUCAGACUCUGUGGAGGGGACCACUCUCCUGCCGGGAGAAGACAUCGCCACCGUGGGAUCCAACUCUGCCGGCAUGCCGGUGAACGGGAAGGAGCAGGAGAAGCAGCAGCAGCAACCGCAGCAGAGCUCCGGGCAGACCUCCAGCCAGCAGAAACAGAAGCGGCACAGGACGCGCUUCACCCCGGCGCAGCUCAACGAGCUGGAGCGCAGCUUCGCCAAAACCCACUACCCUGACAUCUUCAUGAGGGAGGAACUGGCGCUGAGGAUCGGCCUGACGGAGUCCAGAGUCCAGGUUUGGUUCCAGAACAGACGCGCUAAGUGGAAGAAGAGGAAGAAGACCACCAAUGUUUUCCGCGCCCCGGGGACGCUGCUCCCAACACCGGGCCUGCCACAGUUCUCUGCCGCGGCCGCAAUGGAGAACAGCCUGUGCUCCUUCCACGCCAACGACUCUCGCUGGGCCACGGGGAUGCCGGGGGUGUCCCAGCUGCAGCUCCCGCCGGCCCUGGGUCGCCAGCCUGGCAUGCCACAGUCGCUGUCACAGUGCAGUCUGGGUCCAGGCCCGCCACCAAACUCCAUGGGUCUCUCCAACGGCCUGUCCUCCAACGGCUCCGGUCUGCAGUCCCACCUCUACCAGUCGCCUUUCCCCGGAAUGUCGGCCUCUCUCUCCGGCCCCACGAACGUAACGGGCUCCCCGCAGCUGUGUAGUUCCCCGGACAGUGACAUGUGGAGAGGGACAAGCAUCGCGUCACUGCGGCGCAAAGCGCUGGAGCACACAGUGUCCAUGAGUUUCACUUAG
Chelmon rostratus (copperband butterflyfish) is the source of this 936-nucleotide messenger RNA. Its product is annotated as homeobox protein orthopedia B-like. Gene Ontology annotation, biological process: neuron differentiation; regulation of DNA-templated transcription. The record is from RefSeq and is a predicted model, not a curated record. NCBI's taxonomy places the organism in Eukaryota, Metazoa, Chordata, Actinopteri, Chaetodontiformes, Chaetodontidae. The transcript has 3 exons. The coding region runs from base 1 to 936 and encodes 311 amino acids. Gene Ontology annotation, molecular function: DNA binding; DNA-binding transcription factor activity, RNA polymerase II-specific.